AUGAUGAAGUUUUCCUCUAUUCUUGAGAGGAUUUCUCUUCCUGUGCCAGUGGGGGUCCCUGGCUCUGCUGUUCCAGCAAUAUUGGUUGGACUUUUCGUUGCGUUGGGGGGUGUCCUUUUCGGAUACGAUACAGGAAAUAUCAAUGGCAUCCUUGCCAUGAAACAGUUUAGAGACCAGUUCUCGACAGGGUUUACUGACACAAUUGACGGACAAGAGAAUCAACGCGAUUUCACUGCAGGACAGAAAGCUCUGAUUGUCUCGAUAUUGUCAGCUGGCACAUUCUGCGGCGCCUUGCUCGCCGCUCCUGUCGCAGAUCAAAUCGGCCGUCGAUAUGGCCUGAUGGUGUCGUGUGUAAUUUUCAUUGCCGGUGCUUUAUUGCAGGUUAUUUCGAGCACCAUUCCUGUCUUUGCUGUAGGCAGAUGCGUCGCUGGUCUGGGUGUUGGUAUGCUAUCAACGCUUGUACCACUGUACCAAGCCGAGACUGCACCGAAAUGGAUCAGAGGAGCCAUCUGUUCUGCCUUCCAGUUCGCAGUGACAUUUGGCCUGUUCCUAGCGGCCAUUGUCAAUAACGCCACCAAGGACCGCACCGAUUCUGGCGCGUAUCGCAUCCCCUUAACCGUACAAUUAGCCUGGGCUGUCAUCCUUAUUCUUGGCAUGUUCGCUCUUCCAGAAACACCUCGAUAUCUCAUCAAACGUAAUCGACGCGAAGACGCUGCUCGUUCUCUUGCUCGCUUGCGACGACUUCCCAUGGACAGCCGAUAUCUGGCCGAGAUUGCGGAGAUUGCUGAACACCACGAACGUGAGCUCAACCUCGGCGGAAGCUCAUACCUGGACUGCUUCAAGGGAAGCCUUGGAAAACGACUCCUGACGGGAUGCCUGUUGCAAGCAUUGCAGCAGCUCACCGGUAUCAACUUUAUAUUUUAUUACGGCACAUCUUAUUUUGCGAGUGCCAACAUGGGCAAUGCAUUUGCUAUCACCAUGAUUACCAAUAGCGUCAAUAUGCUGGCGACUAUCCCUGGUCUGUUGAUGAUUGAGAGAUGGGGACGGCGACCACUUCUACUCUUUGGCGGCGUUGGCAUGGCCAUCUCUCAAUUCCUUGUAGCUGGGUUAGGCACAGGUCUGAGUCAAAACGACGCUACCAAUAAGGCGUCCAUAAUCUUGAUCUGUCUUUUCAUCUUUUUCUACGCAUGUUCAUGGGGCCCGGUAGUUUGGGUAGUCCCUGGCGAGAUAUUCUCGCUCAAAGUGCGAGCCAAAUCUAUGUCCUUGUCGACGGCAUCCAACUGGCUUAUCAACUGGGCUUUGGCCUACUCCGUUCCUUACAUGGUUGGUUCCGGCACAGGGAACUUGAAUUUACAAGCCAAAAUGUUCUUCAUCUGGGCCAGUUUCUGUGUCCUUGCCAGCAUUACCGUCUGGUGUCUGGUCUACGAGACCAAAGGUCUUUCCUUGGAACAGGUCGAUGAGAUGUACACCGAGAUCGAUAAGGCUUGGGAAUCUCAUCACUUUCAAGCUAUAGUUGCACUUCGGACCUCUCAGCGUCGUUCUCUCAAUGCCCAAGCACAACCUUGGAAUCGUCAUAGUGCAAAAACCCCGUCAUAUACCGUGCAUAUUGAAGCUUCAUGCUCUUCAACGAUGGAGGAGAGCGAGCGCCAUCAGUCGCGGUCAAGUAGGGGUACCGCGACUGAGCAAGAACCUUCUAUUAUGUUGCGACAGUUUCCUUAG
This is a messenger RNA of Talaromyces marneffei, 1719 nucleotides long. RefSeq lists its product as uncharacterized. Gene Ontology annotation, molecular function: carbohydrate:proton symporter activity. Lineage: Eukaryota; Fungi; Ascomycota; Eurotiomycetes; Eurotiales; Trichocomaceae. Bases 1 to 1719 code for a protein of 572 amino acids. The transcript is spliced from 3 exons. Gene Ontology annotation, cellular component: membrane. The record is from RefSeq and is a predicted model, not a curated record. Gene Ontology annotation, biological process: transmembrane transport; carbohydrate transport.